Messenger RNA from Pelobates fuscus (common spadefoot toad), 1033 nucleotides. It is a transcript of the gene CMSS1, whose product is annotated as cms1 ribosomal small subunit homolog. The record is from RefSeq and is a predicted model, not a curated record. Gene Ontology annotation, cellular component: nucleus; 90S preribosome. The coding region runs from base 89 to 961 and encodes 290 amino acids. The transcript is spliced from 10 exons. NCBI's taxonomy places the organism in Eukaryota, Metazoa, Chordata, Amphibia, Anura, Pelobatidae.
GUCCCCGCCCCCACAUGUGGCUCCUGAUUUGAAGGUGCGCUGCUGUUUACACCGAAGCUCUCUCGGUUCUGGAGAUUGGGUUUAUAGGAUGGCGGACGAUCUGGGAAACGAAUGGUGGGAGGAGCCUGCAGGAGAAGAACAAAGUGCAGAAGCCCUAGAAGCCAAGAAAAAUGAAGAGAUCGGUGAUGGCAAUAAAAAGAAAAGGAAAACGGUGACUGUAGAGACAUUGCCUUCUAAAAAGAAGAAAAAACAGGGUAAAGAGUGCAUCUUAAAGGAGCCAACAACUGAUGGGAAAGACUUGGGAAAGAAAGAAGGUACUCCGGCAAAAAGCAGAAGGAGAAAGAAGAAGACAAUCACUGAUGUUCUUGCAACAUCUGCUCCAAAAGCCGGGACACCAGAAGAUCUUCAGAACCUUCUGCUACAACAUUUUAGCAAAACGCGGUCAGUGAUUGAACUGGAGGAACUUAAAUUAGCAGAUACCUGUUUUGUUAAACCCAAUGACUUAACCCAUACUCUUUCUUCUUACCUCAAUCAAAGCUGCCCAAAAUGGGCAAAAUUAUCAAAAAAACAUACGGAGAAGAAAUCCAUCCUGCUCCUGGUUGUGUGCAGUUCAGCCCAUCGCACUCUGGAACUCAUUAAACUAAUAAAUGCUUUCAGAGGUGGCACAAAAGUUCUGAAACUGUUUGCAAAGCACAUUAAGAUACAAGAUCACAUAAAACAGUUGGAAAAAAAUGUCAUCCACAUAGGCGUGGGGACUCCGGGAAGGAUCAAAGCCCUGAUUGAACAAGACGGGCUAAGCUUGGAGUGCCUGAAAUACCUGGUGCUGGACUGGAACUGGAGGGAUCAGAAGUUAAGGAGAAUGGUGGAUAUUCCAGAGGUGAAGAAGGAAGUGCUGGAACUCCUGGAAAGUGGACUUUUAUCGUCGUGCAGAGCUGGCAGUGUGAAGCUUGGUCUAUUUUAAACAACAUUCAGUUACAUUGUGUUUUAUCUGCAUGUUCAUAGUGAUGUUUUAAAUAAAUUUCUUCUGUGUUCA